CAGCAUUUUGACGAGGAAAGUUGACCCAUCCAAAUCACUAGAUUUGCAAGCAAGUCUCGGCACUCGGGUAGAGGACAACACAUCACUCAAUCAAACGACAAGAAAGGAAACAAACCUAAGCGUUUGGAAACUUACACGAAAAAAGAGCAGAACCGCAGUGAAGCAGACUAGAAAACAAGGAUAACAGAAAACCAUGUCGGCGCAUUACCCAGCCCAGCACUCGUCAGCGCCUCAUGGCGCCCCGUCCGGAGGACACCCGCAGGGUGGAGCACCCGUUCCUGACUCUUAUUUUACCGAAUCGAAGAAGGGAGAAGUGAACGAGCUCCGCAAUCUUCUCCGCAACUUCGCGACUGAACGCAAUCCAAAGCGCAAGCGCGACAUCAUCAAAAAGGUCAUUGCUUACAUGACACUCGGCAUAGACGUCUCUAGGCUCUUUACGGAAAUGAUGCUGGCCAUCGAGACGCGCGACCUGGUCAUAAAAAAAAUGGUGUACCUGUAUCUAUGCAACUACGCGUAUUCCCAUCCCGAGCUGGCCCAGAUGUGCACCAACACGCUCCAAAAGGACUGCGGCAACGAAGAUCCGAUGGUACGUGGGUUGGCCUUGCGGAGUUUGUGCUCCCUGAAUCUGCCGCAGAUGGUGGAGUACAUCUCCGAGCCGCUGAGAAAAUCAUUGCAGGACCACCACGCCUACGUGCGAAAGACGGGGGUCAUGGGGAUCCUGAAAUUGUUUUAUCUCGAUCAACAGGCCUUUCAGGAAUGCAAUUUUACCGAUAUCUUGUACGAUAUGCUCCGCGACGUCGAUCCCACCGUCGUGGCCAAUUGCAUCCGGGUGCUCAACGAGGUCAUGGCAAAAACCGAAAACGGAGGAAUGGCCAUCAAUCGGGCCAUCAUGCUUCAUUUGCUGAACCGCAUCCAUGAAUUUACCGAGUUUGAUCUGGUCUGUGUCUUGGAAUUGGUACCCCGAUACAUUCCCGCGAAUGCCGAAGAAGGAUACCAGAUCAUGAACCUUCUCGAUCCCGUCCUCAAAUCAUCGAGUAGUGCCACAGUGUUGGCAACGGUUAGAGCUUUUCUCUCCAUGGUCGAAUCGAUCGCGUCUACGCCCGAGGAGAUGCAAGAAAUCAAACAACAAAUCGUAGCCAGAGUCAAGGCACCCCUCGUUACACUGGUGGCGAGUGGAUCCAACGAAUCUUGUUACGUGCUUCUGAAACAAGUCGAAACUCUCGUAGAACUGUGUCCCGGAUCGUUCGACGACGAAUAUCGCCAGUUCUACACCCGAUUUAGCGAACCCACCAACGUCAAGUACCUCAAAGUCCAGAUCCUUCCACUCCUAGCUAAUCCCGAUUCGGCGCCCGACAUUGUGGCAGAAUUGGCGGAAACGGUGAAUGACAACAAUAAGCAUCUCUCACGACUCGCUAUUCAGAGCAUGGCCAAGAUUGCCUGUCGCAACACCGGGGGACCCGGUGCGGCCGAAUCGAUUGCCCAACGCAUGGUUGACUUUCUCGACUUUAAUGUUCAGCACAUUCAAAGCGAGGCUGCCACCGGCCUUACUCUCAUGGUCCGAAAGCACCCCGAUCUCAAACCCGUUUGCUGCCAGAGUCUUGCGCGUAGUCUGCGCUACGUCGAGGAGGGAGAGGGGAAAGCCAGUAUCAUCUGGUUGCUCGGAGAAUGCUGUGAUCUUGUUCAGGAUGCUCCCUACGCGCUAGAAAAACUCAUCGACGACUACGACAAUAUCAAGGACGUGCGGGUCAAGCAGAGUUUGCUCAACGCCACUAUGAAAACAUUCUUUGCUCGGUCUCCUGAAACCCAGCGCAUGCUGGGUCGCCUUUUGAUGAAGGUGACGGACGAUGUCAGUUCGCAGGAUCUCCACGACCGAGGAUUGCUCUACUAUAGGCUAUUGAGGUCUGGAGCGGAUCCAACCACGGUAUUGAAACACGUGAUUUCAAAUUCCAAGUCAGUCAUCCCUGCCGAUGUCCAUUUCACGGAAGACGACGACAAAGAAUUGCGCGCCGAGCUCAUGACGGAGUUUGACUCACUGGCUACCAUUUACGGCAAAGCCUCUGUCAAUUUCAUCAAACCGGAAUACCAAGUUGUUUACAAAAAGAUGCCCCCCGAGCAUCCACUGGAACUCGGAGCGGGUUCUUCUGCCGGAGCAGCCGCGGCACAGGUGCCAAUGGCUCCCCAGGACAUGCCGCAGCCCGCGGCCGUCGCUGCCGCUGCUCCUCCUCCAGUCGACGACAUGGUUGGAGACCUGCUCGGAUUCGACACCCCCGCACCGGCGGCCCCCGCACCCGCGGCGUCGUCGGCCCCCACGCUUUCGCUGGCAAUGGACGCCACCAUGUCGGGAGAAGUAUACCAGGAAAAGUGGGGUGCAAUCUGCUCGGACGCCGACGCAGUGGUCGAGAUGGUGGGUUUGCCGUCUGUUCCCACCGCCACCAGCACGAUCGAAUCGGCCCUGGCCGGCAUCGGAAUCAAGACCAUGGCCAGCGGGCAAACGGGUCCCGGCGAGUUCAAGCUGUACCUGUUUGGCAUCGACAACGACGGUUCCGUCAUUCUGAUCCAGGCCAACAUUUCCGACUCGGGAGGCGAGGCACUCAUGAUUCUGACCAUCAAGAUCGAAUCGGCGGCGGCCGCCACCGAGAAGGCGAGCCUGCUGGUUCCGAUCAUCCAGAAUGCCCUGCGAUAGAACUCGGUGUGUUGCAAGGGCAAAAUAUCCACGAAUUGGUUUGUCAAAAUAAAGAAGCAGUAUUAUAAUAAAAAAUUAAUUUUGAC
Pseudo-nitzschia multistriata is the source of this 2769-nucleotide messenger RNA. NCBI's taxonomy places the organism in Eukaryota, Bacillariophyta, Bacillariophyceae, Bacillariales, Bacillariaceae. The record is from the annotation of a GenBank genome assembly.